Molecule: messenger RNA, 2714 nt
Organism: Nomia melanderi (Alkali bee)
Lineage: Eukaryota; Metazoa; Arthropoda; Insecta; Hymenoptera; Halictidae
Product: poor Imd response upon knock-in
Source: RefSeq, a predicted model, not a curated record
UGAAAGUGCUCGUGGCACGUGGCUAAAGUCUCGCCGGGAAGCCCCGUAGCCGGCGAGGAGGCCGAUUGGCCGGACAUGGCAGCGCGCCGCGACUCGCCGGCCAUUAUUACGGCGCCCCGACGACGUUCGCGGUGCUGUACUGUUCGGACGUUCACACAACUCGCAACGCUGACCUCCAGCGGCCGAUCGGCCGAUUUUUUAACGCGAAAUCGGAAAUCGAGAGUGUCUAGAGCAUUUACGACAGCCGGAGACACUGAAGAUUCGGAAUUUCUUCGCACAACUAUCUUUUGUACUGUUAAUCCUUCUUAAUUUUGCUGCGAUCAACUCUUCAUCGAACUAAGGCAACAAGUGGAAGAACCGUUUCGUUGGGGCGUGGCAAGAGACUCAUGGAAAAUUUAAUCCAAACGAGGAUUCUCUAUUGAAGGUCCCUUCUCACCGAUGAAUAUUUAGUACCGUCUUCGUUGGUUGAAAAUCGUAUUACUAGAACGUCCAUGUGAUGGAAGAAGCUUUGGUCCUAUGAUCCUCAGCGCAAGAUUCCAGGGAACUACCUGAUGUUCGUUUGAAUCAUCGUUACAUCAUUCCUAGUUGCCGAGUAAGGGAAACCCCUUAAAACGCGUUGCGAAGUUAGAGGAUCAAACCAGGUUGACAUCAUCAGUCGACGGCACUAGAUUGUAAAUGAGCCGCGAAAUUCGACUGACUAAUUUGUGUCACGAGUGGAAUUUCAUUAAACUGGAGAACGGAAAAGGGAAAAUAUUCUACAAGGAAAACCCGUUAGCGGGAAAGAACCUCUGAAAUAGAUAGCAACAACUUCCUUGAAAAAACAAGUGAACCCGACGCUCGAAAAGAAGAACGUGACACGAUUGUUUAAGGAAAGUGUUCGAAAGUGAAUAAAAUUCUGCUAAAAGAACGGUUUUUCGUAAUAAAUGGUUCGAGCUUCAAAGCGGUCGGAGAUGAGAAAUAGUCGGUUGGUCCUCGACGCUGGAACAAAGGUGGUUGAUCGACGAGGAGACAAAGAAGAUCGAGAUACAGCACAGCCGCAAGCGACGAUGUCCUUAUAACCGAUCGAAGAUCGGAAGAGCGUGUAACCGAGAGACUGAAGGAAAGUCGAGAAUAAAUCAUCAAAGAAGACUGAACGUCUUGAAGAAGAUUGCGAGCAUUAAGCAUCCCGACAGGAGAGGUCAACGAAUUAGUGUUUUUACGCGAGGAAUCGAGCGGCUAACCGGAAGCAGCCUCCGCCAGUCGACUGUUCAAGGUCUAGACAACGGUCCAAGUGAUUAAACACGAGAACAUUCGCAAAAAGAAUCUUAAGACAGGAGACCAAACGAAUUAUACGCUGCUGGAGGAUCUACGGGAUGAUUGUGCAAGUUACAGUGAAAGGGUCCCAAGACAAAACACAAAGGAACAGCUAGAUUUACCUUCUAACCCUCUACAAGCUGAUUAACGGAUAAAAUCCCAUCUACUUACGGUCCCGCGAGUGAUCAGCGUGUCACGAAAGGAAAGAAUAGAUCGCCAGGUCUGCCGAGGUCAGAAUAAUCGACGACUACGGAGGAACUGCGGCCCGACUCCGCAGAAAUCGAUCUCCCUCCCGCGGAUUGCAUAAGUCGAUUCCGGGCGGAGCAGUUUCGGUUUACCGGGACGAUUCUACGAUUACGCGAGCCGCGGGACACGCGAUAGCGAGGACAUGGGCGCGGGAGCAAGGAGCAGCGUCGAGAAGAUCCGGGGAGACGGACUUUGCCUGAGGAUCGCGUCGAACGAGAGGGCACUGGAGAUCAUCGGGGACGGCUGCAGCGUCGCGCUGGGCAAAAACUCGGGCAGCGUGAGCGUGAUCGGCGAUGGAUGCCGACUGAGGAUCGACCUGAACCACGGGGACGUGGAGUACACCGGGGAUGGUGGCCGGGUGGUCUUGGGCCCGAAGUCCACGCGCAACAAGGUGAAAUACGUCGGUGACGGGGGCAGAGUGUCCGUCGACGGUGAGCUGAGGACGAGAGCUAAGAGGCGGGACCAAGCCACGAAGGAGAAGAUCGAGAAAAACGAAGGAGGAAACGAGAAACAGAAGGACAACGGAGCUUCGAAGACUGCGGAGGAAGAGGAUAAUCGCCUGAACGCGAAGAUAGAGACGAAAUCUGCGAAGAAGGAAGCUAAACCCGCGAAGAAGAAAGAGGAGAGAGCGAAGAUCGUCACUAGACUGUACUGCGAUCAGGAACUCGUCAGGAAAUGGUUCGUGAAUCCUGGAUCGGUGAUUGAAUCCUUUGACGGGUCGUUCGCGAAGACUGGGCCUAAAGAGAGGAAGAGCAAAACUGAAGUUAAAUGAGAAGACCGAGGGAUUUAGGUGAUCCUGAUUCUUGCCUAGAUUAAUAAGAUUCUCGUCUCAUGAUGGCUGCGUGCACGCGGAAGGAUCAUCUAGAUUAACGGUAUACGACUGGCAUGUUUUGCGGAGGUAACUAGUCAAAGAAGCUCUGGUAGUAUGCGUUCUGUAUUGAAUGUAGAUACUUAUGACUGCCCUUUGUAAAACAUUCUGAUAUUUAUAUUAUUUAUAUCUGUGAAUAAUCUUAAUGUAUAGAGGCAACAGUAUUUUAUCGAAAGUUCCUGUGACACUAUAUUUUAGAAUACUAAUCUUAAGCAACUGUACCUAAACGGUACAGUGAAUCGUAUACGAAUAAAGGAUCGGUAAAUAAAUUGUAUCUUUGCGCAUUGACAAUGACCUUCGAGUUUCU